Molecule: messenger RNA, 6599 nt
Organism: Falco peregrinus (peregrine falcon)
Lineage: Eukaryota; Metazoa; Chordata; Aves; Falconiformes; Falconidae
Gene: IL22RA2
Product: interleukin 22 receptor subunit alpha 2
Exons: 6
Coding region: 1336-2055 (239 amino acids)
Molecular function (GO): interleukin-22 receptor activity; protein binding
Source: RefSeq, a predicted model, not a curated record
AAAGUAAAGAUGAUUGUUAGGCAAAUUUUUGGUUUUGCAGACAGGUAGUCUUCACGUCCAUUAUUUCUUUGAUGGGUGUCGUUGCGUAGUGCUGCGCCAUGUCAUACAAAAUUUGGGGGUUCUCUUCUUGCUUGCCAACAUGUGUUUGCAAAAGGAGAAUGCAUCCUAACUUUUGCCCAGAUGCAUUGGUGCAUGAGCGGCAAAGUGCAAGUGGAUGUCAUCACUGGGGAGCUUUCGGGGAGGGAAGAGUGAGGGGAAGGCUAGGCAGGAGGGCCAGCAGGCUCCCAGCUGCCUGCAGCAGCACCACACUCACUGCCAGCAACGGACUUGGCUGAGCUUUCCAUAUAUCCCAGGAGCACAGAAAUCAGCUCCCACCAGGCACGCAUGCACGUGGCAUUAAAGCAUUUGGAAACACAAAGUGAGAUCACUUUCACUGGAGAGCCCAAGCAUCCCCAGCCCUGGGGUCAGGCUUGCAGGGAUGCACAUAUUGGAAAAGCAGGACUGGGAGGACAGUGGUGACAAACGCUGACAUUUGUGUAGGCAGCAUUGUGGCACACCUGCACCAGUUGGGGCAUAUGACUCCUGGCAGUCCGAAAGUCCAACACAGAGUGGCACUUUGGCCCGACAGGCUGAGCUCACCUCUCCGUUCGCUGCCCAGAGGCUCGCAAUUCUGUGGCUGGCAAUUCUGUGGCUGCCCUGGCUUCCCAACAACUCUCCAGCAGCCAGCAUGGUGUGGAUGUGUUGACCAACAGCACGGCUGGCAGCAAUUUUAUGGCACCUCAUUCCUUCCAUGUUACAUCCCCAGAUGACAUCCUGCCAUGAACACAGCUGCAAACUCUGUCUGCUUACAUUCCACUCAAAGACAGGCCACCAAAUCAGUUGGCAUCCGAUAUGUAGGUGUUUUACCUGUUUGCAGUAAAAUUUCUUGUGUUCUUCAGCUCUGAGCAACUAGUGAGCUGGAAAAUAAAUAAAUAAAUAAAUAAAAAUCUUAGUAUGGCAAGCAAGCAAGCUUGUGUGACAAGCUUGUGGGAUGAAGCAACAUUGCCAGACAUCAUUUGGGAAUUAGUGCCUAAAAAAAACAUGGGACCUUUUUCAUGCUGGUUUGCUUUAUAAUUAGUUCCAAACUUCAAAACAACUGCCAAGUAAGAACAAUUGUUUAUGUUUAAUUUAGAGCAACUCAUGUGUUUUCCAGUUAAAUUAAACCAAAGCCAAGCUGGGGAUUUUGGAAACUGUUGAAAAUAAGGGGAACUCUGGAGCACUUAACAACCACUUCCUCAUAAGACAUGCCCAAGAGGAAGACACGUGCUCUUCAGUCAUGGAGCUGCUCUCCUAAGCAUGAGGGGGAUCACGCUUUCCUCCCUCUGCUUAUUGAUGCACCUACUGCUGGAUGAGAUAACCACAAUUUUAGUUUUGGAAAAGCAAGUCCUGCAAGAUUUGAUUAAGCCGCGGAAGGUAGAGUUUCAUUCGUUAAACUUCAACAGCACUUUGCACUGGCAGCCUGGGAGGGCCAGAGGGGCAAGAGACACCGUCUACUUCGUGCAGUAUAAAGUGUAUGGGCAGAGCACAUGGCAAAACAAAGACGACUGCUGGGGGAUUCAAAACCAUGUCUGUGACCUGACAAAUGAGACCUCUGACAUCCAAGAGCCUUACUAUGGCAGAGUGAAAGCCACAUCGACUGGCAUCUAUUCCGACUGGAGUGUCAGCUGCAGAUUCACUCCCUGGCAAGAAACUAUGAUAGGACCUCCAACGGUAACUGUGGUUCAUAGUAACAAAUCCAUAACACUAAAGCUCCGGGCUCCACGUUCUCCUUAUAGAAGGAAGACGGGCAGCAAGAUACCAAUGACAAAAUAUUAUGAUCUGCUAUAUAAAGUCUUCAUAAUUAACAACUUGCUAGAUGAGCAACACAGAGUCCUGGUGUAUGAAGGAAAAGACAAGGUUAUUAAAAUAGAAGGUUUGAGGCCUGGAGUCAGCUACUGUAUCGUAGCUAAAACAUACGUGCCAAUGCUAGACCACAGCAGCGCCUACAGCAGCAAGAAAUGCACUGUUCUGCAGUGACAAGGCUGGCACCUCUGUGACAGUUACAGGGAUAAUGGCAGAAGAUGCCUCCCAUCACAGCUCCAGCUGUAAAUCAACACCUGUGGUCUACGUCUGGUAUACAUACUUGGAUACUUUUUAAAUUAACCUUUGCUGCACUAAAUCAUUUGACUCCUGACAAUAAUUUCAUGCUACAUAAAGACCAAGGAUUCUUUGCAUGUCCUAUAUUACAAUCUAUGAUAGUAUAUAUUUACAUUUACAAAGGAAAGAGUCUUGCAAUAUUAAAAAAAACCCACAAAACAAAACAUGCAAAAAGCAUUUGUGAAAAUAUCCUUAAGAUUGUUUCUAGGGUUUUUCUGUUCUAAGCCUUUGAAUUAAAAUACAAUUUAUAAAAUAGAAGCUUCAGCUAUUUUACUUCUUCCAGAACAUAGGUUGCAAUAGAAGGUAAAAAAAGUGUCCUUUCUUUAAAAUAUAAACUAUACAGUAGACAUGUAUACCCGACGGUCACAAUGUCUUCAUAGUGCUCUCAACAUAACAUUUUUGAUAGUGAAACCAGCAUGUCAUUUGGCAGAAGCUCAUUUAAACUAAAACAGAAAAGAUCUUAACUUUCAGUCAAUGACAGACAGUUAAAGGGAAGAGACCGCUGUUUCAGCCAUUUCACAGUAAAUGAUGAAAGGAUGCUGACCAUCACCUGUGAUUUCUAGUGAUUUUACUCCUACUAGUCUUCAUCUCAUAAGGGAAAAGGUUUCUUGGGUAAGGUCUGGGUAGAUAGUCACUAAGCCACUCCAGGAUGGAGAGGUGAAGUGGCUUUUCCAGAUCUGCAAGGUCUGUAAGUGAUGAAAAUCUUAACACUUAGCUGCAUUCUGUUAUUGCAAAUUAAAUGAGAGGAGGUGAGAGUGGGCCAGACACAAGAGGGCAAAGCAAGCCUUGGGGAAAAAUGGAGGUCCCUGCUACGUAAUCACUAUCUACUUUUCCCUUAAUUCACAUACACAAAAGGUGGAUCCGUUCACUUUAAGUAACAGACCUUGAGUUCACUUAAGCCACAUCCAAAGCAUUUUUCACCUGGAGGCGGUACCACUGGGAGCUGCACCAGGACACUGGCAGUAGGUGCUUGGGAGGCGGCUGCGCUUAAGUGAAUGCUGGUCAUUCUUUCCUUUACCAAAACAAAAGAGGGCAUUACUUAUUAAAUAUUUCCACCAUCUGAUUCUAACAUAUGAUAUAUUUGAAUGACUAGAUUUGCAGAUAUCUAGCUAUGUCCACAUAUCUAAUCCUUAAAACCACGUUUCUUUCACCACACUUCCCUUUUUGCUCCUUUCCCAUUUCUUCUAAUUGUUUUACCCUACCCAUAUCCCACAGUUUCUUAAUUUAGGUAAAUUUUUUUGAGAAGCAAGGCUCAUUAAAUCUCCAUAUAGCACCUAGUAGUGCCAUGACAAGUCUCAGAUCCAGCACUGCCCUGCUGCCCCUCUUGCACUGGGCAGAACCAACCGCAAUAAAACCAUCCAGGCAAACUCUUAAGAAAUAGCCUGUCUUACAUUUCAGCAGUGGUGACUUCAUCCACUCGUGGGUUAUCACAGCCUGAAAACAGUAUCUGUGGUAAUUCAAGUUCUUUCUCAAAUUCACUUCUUUUCUUAGGGCAGCUCACAUUGACGUUGUUACACAAAGAUAAAGCUUAGUCAGAGAACAGACUCUGACAACGCCAGAUACUGUACUUACGUCAGACGCAGUGGAUGAAACUGUUCAGGGUUCUUAAAUCUUAAAGAAGACAUAAAAAAAAAAAAAAAAAAAAAAGGGAGCAGAGCCAUAGGAGCACUUCAAGUGUUCAGACCUAACUAGAAAUAUAGCAGCUGUCAUGCUAUGAAUCUAUGAAGACAUUGGAAACCUGAAAGUUUUUCACUUUGAUAAAAAUAUAAACAAAUGCACAGCAUGUAUACUGGGAAAAACAAUAAAAGGUCUGAAAGAGUGUUGCGCUCUUGCAUUUGCUGACCAGAUUUCACUUCCUCAGCAGCAACGCAGACUUACAGAAAGCAGUGCAAGAAUUGCAGGAACGGCCCACUUCCAUUCUGAUGAUACCAGGAUACAGUAUUGCCAACCCCACGAUGUUCUGCAAAAGGCAAUUUUCUCUUUCCAUGUGAAACACAAACUUCCUUUCAGCUCUACUCUGGCGUAUAAUUUUACUGGGAAAAGGUUUGGUAAAAUGACUAAUGCUGUAAUUUUUUCUCUGCAAUCAGUAGUAGCAGCACGCUCCCAAGACAUGCUCCACUGGGCUCGCAGGUGGGGCUCUUGCAGCGAGGAGUACUUGCUGUAGCAUAUACUGGCUGGGUGAUCUGCACCCACAGCUUCUAGAUAGCUUUGGUAAUGCUGUAGUUUUUAAAAACAACUUAAUUGUGCUUUAGCCUGUAUGCUGCACUGCUGUUCACGUCUCCAUGAGGGUGGAAUGGAAGAAGAGCUCUCUAAACUACGGCUGGGGCUUUCCUGCAGGCAAGUCAGUCUGGAAAUACCUGGGAAAAUGAGCUCUAGCUCUCUGUCCCCUUCCUCCUUGUGGACCCAAGGAGACCAUCUGCCAUGGGUCCACCUCUCUAGAGUGGCCCAGGCUGGCACACAGGUCUGCAGUAGUUACUGCACACGCACAUUACUCAGUGCAGGACACCUUUACAUCAUUGGCUGGACUCCUGCUGGCCAUAGGUUUGCAAGACCCAGCUGAAAACACCCUUCUCUGGGUUUUCUUGCAGAACAGGCGUUUUCUGACAAAAGUGACAAAUGCCAGAUUCUGUUUCAGGAAAGAGAGAAAGAAAUGCUGGCUUCUAGGGCUACGGCAUGGGGUGGGGAAGACCAAGCAGUGUAACAAAAGCAGGACUUGUGCAACCCAUUCUGUAAGCCCUCGCCUGCCACGUCACUGGGGGCUGUCUGCAGUCAUGGGCACGGCCUGUCGCAAUGGCCUCAUCUGGCCAAGUCCCCGUGUCACGGCGGAGGGUCCCACCCAUGAAAAAUAGAUAGUAUGUCUUUUAGAGCUGGCAGUUACUGGUCUUCGUGUGAACUGGAGCCUACCCCUCUUUCUUUCAUGACCAUGGCUGAACAUCAUCUUAUCUGUCAGAUGGAGUAAGAGCUUAUCUCCCACUGUAAAUGGCUUUGACUCCCCGUUCCACUGGCACUCAGAAGAGCAGUGUUCAGCUACCAGAAGUUCAAGAACAGGGCUCUGGAAAAGCUGAUAGAGCAACAGCAAUGGACCAGAUGCUCCAGCCUCAUAAAUUAGAAGAUUAUGCAUAGCCAGCUGUACCAUAUAAAUGCCCAGUUUUAUAUGAUGCCAUGAUCCUCAGUGUUUUUCAUAUGGUCUAGCAUCUGGCCAGUCCUGUUCAUACCUCCCAUAUAUCUGCUGUAAUCAGAUGCGGACUUGGGGUUUAUUUAUUUUCACGACCUGAUCUCAGCUAAGAACUACGCCCGUGGCCCAGGGGUGGGGUGCUGUUGUGAAAUGACAUUGGGUUUUGCCACAGGUCUAUCAGAUGUUAUCAAGUAUUCCAAACUGCAGGGAAUUAAUUAUAGAGUUGGGGGAGACGGGGUUGUCUGUGGAUUUCCUAUGGAUUUCCACGUUUGCUACAAAGAUCAAAGAUACUAACCUGUAAAAUCUGUCUGAUACAAGAAAAAAGAAGAAAAUAAAACCCAAACUCCUGAGAGUUAGUUUACCACAAGGGACACAGGACACAAAACAAGGGUACUUCUGCAGAGAAGCAGAGGGAAAGAAAUGACACCAGUGUUCAUCGUCAGGAAAGUUACAGUCUCCUUUGCGACUUGCUUUCAGAAUUUUUCAUAAAGUGCUUCCAAGGAAAAAAAAAUUGCAAGUCUUACCUGUUGAGUCCACUGAAGGCCCAGCUCAAGCAGUCAUUGCUACCACAGUUUUGGCUUGAGAUGGGGAAAGAUGGGAAGGUCAAGCCCUGACGCUUACAAGGAAAGUUCAAAAAGAGAAUUUCUGAAAAGGCUUCGUCAUCUGAGGUAAAUACCAAAGACCCACUGUCAACUUUAAUUUUUUAAAUAUUGUGCUCUUUUCUAAGGCAGUGGGGCCUGAUCCUGAGUUCCCUGCAUACCCUCAACAGUGACAGAAUGCAGCCCAAUGGUAUCACACUGAGGAUCAGGCUCUUUGGAGAGGUCCUUACAUUUAAAAUCAUGAACAGAAUAACAAUGAAUAGGCAUUGUGCUAAUUGCUAUACCUACAAAAGAGCAAUUGGAAAAUUGUCACUAAAUUCAAUUAUUUCAGGCGUGUAAUUUUGACACAGUUUUUUUCCUUCUUUUUUUUUUUUUUUUUUUUUAGUAGGAAAUCAUACAAAUCAUACUGAUUUCUGAGAAACAACCAUAAGCUCUUGGUUUCUUGGUUUUCAUUUUGCGAUGACAAGCCGGUAUUUUUUUAGUGUUGCUUGUCAUGGGACACUGCAUUUGUUUAAUAGUUGACAAGCACAUGAUUGUUAUAAGACUGGGCUAAGCUCUUAUUUCUGGGAUACAUUCUCACUAUAAAUUAUUAUAUUAGGAAAAUAAAGCUCUUAAAAGGCAUCAUCAAAAUGAAAAACAGUAGAGUUGUC